Messenger RNA from Helianthus annuus (common sunflower), 1522 nucleotides. RefSeq names its product zinc finger CCCH domain-containing protein 37. The coding region runs from base 83 to 1330 and encodes 415 amino acids. The record is from RefSeq and is a predicted model, not a curated record. Lineage: Eukaryota; Viridiplantae; Streptophyta; Magnoliopsida; Asterales; Asteraceae. Gene Ontology annotation, molecular function: mRNA binding; metal ion binding. The transcript is spliced from 11 exons.
AGCUUAGCCAAACAUGCCCUCUGGUGUCUGUUGUGGUUCUAGGGUUCGCUUGGCUGGCUUGUUGGUUCAGUGAAGCUCUGGAAUGGCGAAUCAAGUGUACGGAUCCAAAUCGUCGAAGCACAAGGGCGGUAGAGCCACGCCUUUAGACGUUGACGCUUCUUCACUCGACUCUAUAUAUAAGCGUUCCUCUUCUCAAGCAAUAUAUCAUCAGUCUCUUCUUGGCACCCAUAAUACGAUUGGGCAAAGUGAAGCUUUGUAUUCUACCAACCCUUUAGUGAAGCGUCCUAGAUUCCAGAGCAGUUUGCCUGUUUACCCGCAAAGGCCUGGAGAAAAGGACUGUGCCCAUUAUAUGCUUACAAGAACUUGCAAGUUUGGAGAUAGCUGCAGGUUUGAUCAUCCUUUGUGGGUCCCUGAGGGUGGAUGCCCUGGUUGGAAAGAGAUUGCAGUUGCCGUUACAAGUGAAGAUCUUCCGGAGAGACCUGAAGCCCCAGAUUGCUCGUAUUUCCUGAAGACUCAAGCAUGCAAGUUUGGUCCCAAGUGCAAAUUCAAUCACCCAAAAGAUAAAAUCGUCUCUUCAUCUGCUUUAGAAAACACCGAUGGUUCUGAAUUACCAGAGAGACCCUCUGAGCCCCAAUGUGGGUUUUAUAUGAAGACCGGGGUAUGCAAAUUUGGUUCAUCAUGCAGAUUCGAUCAUCCAAAAAACAUCUCAAUAACAAUUGCUGAGGGGGAAGAUGGUAAUGGCGGGCAGAUGGCGGCAAAUGGAAAGUUGGCACCUUCAAUUCCGACCUUUACCCCUGCUACGUUGCAUAACUCAAAAGGCCUCUCCAUUAGACCGGGAGAGGAGGAUUGUUCAUUUUACAUGAAAACCGGCAGUUGCAAGUUUGGUGCCACAUGUCGUUAUAAUCAUCCGGAGAUAUACGCCGUGGAUCCACCUGUCUCCUUCGUAUCCACAAUUGGUAUGGUCAACCCAGCUUCCUCAGUCCUGCAGCUUGGUUUGGGACCUACUAUCUACCCUCAGCGACCUGGUCAGAUGGAAUGUACUUAUUAUAUGAAAGCUGGGAAGUGCAUGUAUGGGGAUACAUGCAAAUUUCAUCAUCCUGUUGACAGGGCAUCACAUGCAAAUGAAGCCCAACAACAAGAUGUUAAGCUUACUCUUGCUGGUCUUCCAAGGAGAGAGGGUGCUGUAAAAUGCCCAUACUACAUGAAGACGGGGGCUUGCAAGUAUGGCGUGACAUGUAAGUUUGACCACCCGCCACCUGGAGAGGUCAUGGGCAUGGCAGCAACCAGUGAAGAAGUCAAAGAUGGUCGAAAGGAAAACGAUACGAGAUAAAACAAGUUUCUGGAAUAUUAAUGUGUAGUGUCAUUUUGCUCGACUACAAAGCUGAUAGUUUGAUUUGAUGUAUUACGGUCCAUAUCCGCCGCCUCCAUCAUAAUUAGUUUCUGAAUACUAUUUAGUCAUGACCACUUGUGAAUACUGUGCUGGGUGAAGAAAAUGAUGGUGAUCACUGGCUUUUAAUUAAAA